AUGUCUGUUGCGACACUAACAGCCACAUCAAGCAAUACUUAUAACGAAACAAGGGCCCUUGAAGUGCAGCUAAGGAAGCGCACGUCUUCAUUCUCCACACCGAGUACAGCAGCCCCGCCGACAAAGCUUCAGAGGACUAACAUGUCAUCCACCCUGCGUCGCUCUGACUCAAUGAGCAUACUCCCGAGCCUUGCGUCUACCUCGUCUGGCGAAAUGCCGUCGCACCAGUAUCGUGUGAUACACCACUACAAGGACCAGCGCCUUAAGCGUAAGGCACAGCUUGCCGCAGCAGGGACUACCACACCUUCCCCUAUUGUAACAACACCCCCACCCCCACCCCAACAAUCUUCUACUCUUCGUCGUUCGUCGUCGAGCGCGUGUCUGCUCACAAUCCCAUCGGCACCCAAACGUCGGGUUGCCCCACCAUUGCCUUCUUCAUCCAAUUCUAAACCACCCGCCAAGGUCAUCCUACCUUCAAAGGAAUGCCCCAUUACCCAACAUCUUUCCCUCCGCCUUACAUCUCCUCUUUCCCCUAUGCCUCGAAGGAAUGUACCCAUCCAACUCCCCUCCAUUCUUGCUCGAAGGCGGGACAAGGCCAAAACAAACUCCAGCGCCAACUCGCUUUAUCGUACGGCCAUCAUCACUCAUAUGUCGAGUAGCCCUGAAGGGCAGAAGAUUUUGCACAUGGGCCCACGCCUCGCCAUGUCCAUCAUUAACGCGACCAAAGAGCUCGAACGCAUUGUGGCACUGCAGCAGGAAAGGGAAGCGGAGCUGGAGAAGUUUGAGAUGUCUCGGCAGGCGAGGAUGCAGGAAAGGGAAAAGGAGAGUGAAGUGGUCGUGGACGGCUUCGACUAUGUCAUGGCAGAAGCACCCCCAGCAGCGGCGCCUAUCAGCUUGAGUCCUCCUGGCAACAGUCUGGCGACGCCUGUUCUUACGACCCGCCCUUGGGUGCAGGAUGACUGGGAAAUGAUUGACUGCUCUGCCUAG
This is a messenger RNA of Psilocybe cubensis, 987 nucleotides long. RefSeq lists its product as uncharacterized. The transcript has a single exon. The record is from RefSeq and is a predicted model, not a curated record. Bases 1 to 987 code for a protein of 328 amino acids. Lineage: Eukaryota; Fungi; Basidiomycota; Agaricomycetes; Agaricales; Agrocybaceae.